Molecule: messenger RNA, 723 nt
Organism: Morchella importuna
Lineage: Eukaryota; Fungi; Ascomycota; Pezizomycetes; Pezizales; Morchellaceae
Exons: 2
Coding region: 1-723 (240 amino acids)
Source: RefSeq, a predicted model, not a curated record
AUGACACUUCAGUCACCCCAAGAUAAGCGGGGUGCUUCUACUGAAGAUGUAAUUGGACCUGCAGAUGGGCCUAUGAAGAAACCGGAAGAGAAGAAAACUGAGGAUACCGCUGAAGCCGAGGAGGUUGAGGAAGCCACACCGAUUGAGUUAUUCUACGAUUUAUUCUUUGUUGCAAAUCUAACAACCGUAACAUCAGUGCACUAUAUCACUGAAUCCAAAACGCUUUCUUCCUAUAUUCUAUACUUUAUCAUCUUAUGGUUUACCUGGCUCCAUGUUACACUUCUGGAUGUGAGAUUUUCCGUUGACUCGGUUUACGAGAGGAUAUGCAAAGCCCUUCACUUUGCGGUAAUGGGUGCAUUUGCGUCAGUCUCAACAACAUGGGAUCCAUUCAGUCCGGACGACGAUAUUACCAUCACCGCUUUGAGGACGAUGACCCUCACUCUUAUGUUCUCAAGAUUUAUUCUGAGUAUCCAGUAUUUUGUUGUCAUGUAUUUCGGGAGGUCAAAACCGAGAACUAUCGUUCCGCUUGCUAUUCAUGGCACGGUCAUGAUUAUUUCAGCUUCUGUCUAUCUCGGUGUAAGAUAUAAUCCCCCCAUAGUGCCGCGUACUGAGAGACUUCAGAAGAAGCGGAUCAAAAAUGAGCUCGGUUUAGACCCAAAUUUGAGCUUGCCUAUUGAUCUUGUGCCUUUAAGUCCUCACAUCCUUAAGUCCGCCAGGCGCUGA